Oryza sativa Japonica Group (Japanese rice) is the source of this 1927-nucleotide messenger RNA. Its product is annotated as indole-2-monooxygenase. The record is from RefSeq and is a predicted model, not a curated record. Gene Ontology annotation, molecular function: heme binding; iron ion binding; monooxygenase activity. NCBI's taxonomy places the organism in Eukaryota, Viridiplantae, Streptophyta, Magnoliopsida, Poales, Poaceae.
UGCCUUCCUCAACUCAUUCCAUUCAUCAAAUUUGAAGGUAGCUAGCUCUAGCGAGCUUGCUCUGCCUUGGAAGCUAGGCCACUAAUACGUAGAACGUAGCAAUGGCACAAAUGCUAGACGGCCUAAGGCAUGAUGAGCAAGCAUCGCUGCAUGCUCCACAGGAGGCCAGCACCAUGCCGACGAUGUCGUGCUCUGAUCUCCUGCUCGCCAUGAUGUGCCCUCUUAUCCUCCUGCUCAUCAUCUUCCGUUGCUAUGCCUACGCAACAAGGUCCGGCGGGAUGCUCAGCAGGGUCCCCUCGCCGCCGGGAAGGCUUCCGGUGAUUGGCCACAUGCACCUCAUCAGCUCUCUCCCGCACAAAUCACUCCGCGACCUUGCAACUAAGCAUGGUCCUGAUCUGAUGCUCCUCCACCUCGGCGCGGUGCCAACCCUAGUGGUUUCGUCGGCUCGUACAGCACAGGCCAUCCUACGCACUCAUGACCGUGUGUUUGCGUCACGGCCCUACAAUACUAUAGCCGACAUCCUCUUGUAUGGCGCAACAGAUGUGGCAUUCUCACCAUAUGGUGACUAUUGGCGGCAAAUAAAGAAGAUCGUCACCAUGAAUCUCCUGACCAUCAAGAAGGUCCACUCCUAUGGCCAGACACGGCAACAGGAGGUGCGGCUGGUAAUGGCCAAGAUCGUCGAGGAGGCGGCGACACAUAUGGCAAUAGACUUGACUGAGCUGCUCAGCUGCUACUCCAACAACAUGGUGUGCCAUGCUGUGUCUGGCAAGUUUUUUCGCGAAGAAGGUCGGAACCAGCUAUUCAAGGAGCUGAUCGAGAUCAACUCGUCGCUCCUUGGUGGCUUCAACCUUGAGGAUUACUUCCCUAGCUUGGCCAGGCUACCUGUUGUCAGGAGGUUGCUCUGUGCCAAGGCCUAUCACGUCAAGAGGAGAUGGGAUCAGUUGCUUGACCAACUCAUCGAUGACCACGCUAGCAAGCGAAGAUCCUCCAUGCUCGACAACAAUGAUGAGGAGAGUGACUUCAUCGAUGUUCUACUCUCUAUUCAACAAGAGUAUGGCCUCACUAAGGAUAACAUCAAAGCAAACUUGGUUGUCAUGUUCGAGGCUGGAACAGAUACAUCAUACAUAGAGCUAGAGUAUGCCAUGGCCGAGCUAAUACAGAAGCCCCAGCUGAUGGCCAAGCUACAGGCUGAGGUGAGGGGUGUGGUACCAAAAGGGCAGGAAAUCGUUACUGAGGAGCAGCUAGGUAGGAUGCCCUACCUAAAGGCGGUGAUCAAGGAGACACUCCGACUACACCCCGCAGCGCCACUUCUUGUGCCUCAUGUCUCCAUGGUUGACUGUAAUGUUGAGGGCUAUACUAUACCCUCAGGCACUCGUGUCAUCGUCAAUGCAUGGGCUAUUGCCAGGGACCCUAGCUAUUGGGAAAAUGCCGAGGAGUUCAUGCCAGAGAGGUUCCUUAGCAACACAAUGGCUGGGUACAAUGGAAAUAAUUUCAAUUUCUUGCCAUUCGGAACUGGUCGGAGGAUAUGCCCAGGUAUGAACUUCGCGAUCGCCGCCAUCGAGGUCAUGCUAGCAAGCCUUGUGUAUCGCUUCAAUUGGAAGCUACCAAUAGAUCAAGCAGCAAAUGGAGGCAUCGAUAUGACAGAGACUUUCGGGAUAACUAUUCACCUCAAGGAGAAGCUCCUCCUUGUCCCACAUCUCCCUUGAGAUAAUUAGUCAACUUAUCUCAACUUUAAGCUGUUGGUAUAUAUUAUCUUACAAUUUGAUAGCUUGAUAUUGUAUAGUAAUCACCUCCGUCAACAACUUAUGUAAGUAGUGGGCUUGUACGUUGUAACUAUUUUUGUCUUUUCCUUCUGAGGAGGGCUUUGUUGUAACUUGUAUGUAUAAUGUAUCUAUGCCACUCCACCUACUCCUAAUUUUACAAAUAA